AUGGAGGAGGUGUCUGUUGAUGAGGCGGCCUCAGCUACGCCAAAUGGCACGGCCGUGACAUCUCCUCCUUCAUCAGCGCCAGAGGAGGUAGUCUCGCCGCAAAAGGAGCUGCCUGCUGCGCCGGCCAGCCCUACAAAGCCUACAGAUUCCCAGACGGCUGCCCCGCCCGCUAUCGUUCUCAAUCCCGCCGACAUACCUACCUCCCCUCCUCCACCUCCGCCCAAGCCCCAGUCACCGUCCAGCUUGAAGUCACCUCCUCCCUUCUCGCGGCCCAUACCCACCCGGACGGACACAGAGGCGAGCAUGCAGGAUGUGGAUCUGAGCCGAGGGACAACACCCGUCCCUCCCGGCUCAGACCCCACCUCACCUCCUGCCCACCGAAGCAACCCCGCCUCAUCCAGCGUCACGUCUCUCCACUCGGUCACUUCCUCGGCGCAAACACCCUCGCGACCCUCCUCUACGCGUCCAAGCAGGGUGGAUCACUCACGCCGUUCUUCCACCGCGACCACCCUCUCCUUAUCCUCCAUGCCUCAGGCAAAUGCCCGUGCCCCUCAGCUAUCCUCGGUCCUCAUUACCCCUCCUCUGCAGGUGCUCGUCAACUCCAAAGAAGCGGGACGGUCCGCGUCCUUCUCGGCGGCCGCUAAAAAGGCUUUGGAGCUAUGCCAAGACACCUCCAACGCGGCCUUCAUGCACCCUAGGGAGAUCUUCGAGCCGCUCCGCUUAGCCAUCUCCAAUCCCCAGACCACCUCCGUUCCUAUCCUCAUUACCUCGCUCGACCUCCUGUCGAAACUCAUCUCCCACUCCUUCUUCUCGGAGCCCAAUGGUCCGCCCAAGGGUCUCUCCCCUCUGCCGGAUCUCAUCACCCACACCAUCACCCUCGCGUACUCGGAAGCGUCGCCGGCGCCGGUAGCCCUUCAGGUCGUUAAGGCGCUCAUGGCGAUAGUGCUGUCGACAGACAAGGGGAUGCUGGUACACCAGUCGUCCCUCCUUAAGGCGAUCCGGACGGUAUACAACGUCUUCCUCCUGUCCACGGAUGCGAGCAACCAGGUGGUCGCACAGGGAGGAUUGACGCAGAUGGUGCAUCACAUUUUUGGUAGGGUUUUGAGGCCAGACCCGAAAGCGGUGAGGCGAUCGACAGGAUUGAGCGAGAAUGAGGCGAGGAGACGUGGGACGCCGACGAAGGGUGGGCAAGGGAGCGUUUCUGGAAGACAGACACCAGCACCUACCACGCCAAAGGAGGCGAAUGGAGAGCUGCCGAAAAUGACUCUGGACUCUUUCGCCGAGCCCAACCCCAAUGACGCCAUUCCCACCGCUCCAGCACCUAUCGCCCUCGAAGCACCACUCCCGUCCCCAUCCCUCGAGGCUCAGCCUCCAGCACCGUCAAUCUCGGUUCCAGCGCCGAAUGGUGAUGCGCUCGACACGCCCGAGCCAGACGCUGCAGCUCCAGCAACCCCGCGAGCAGAUGUCAACCUGGACGAGGAGGGAAGUCUGGACGCCCUUGGUCGGCCUAUCCCGGUGGAGGACUUGUUCGUCAAGGAUGCCUUUUUGGUGUUCAGGGCGCUGUGCAAGCUCAGCAUGAAGCCGCUCGUUACGGACAGCGAACGUGACCUCCGCUCGCACGCCAUGCGGUCCAAGCUUUUGUCCCUCCACCUCAUCCUCACUGUUCUCCGCUCGCACGCCGACCUCUUUGUCAACUCGGCUAUUUGCAUCCCGUCCAAUUCGUCCCUCGAGAUGACUCCUUUCUUGCAGGCGACCAAGCAGUACCUCUGCCUCAGCUUGAGCCGGAACGCUGUCUCCACCGUGAACCAGGUGUUUGAGCUCAGCGUGGAGAUCUUCUGGUGUAUGCUCAAGUCGAUGCGGGCGCAAAUGAAGAAAGAGAUCGAGGUCCUCCUCAACGAAAUCUUUAUCCCCAUUCUCGAGAUGCGCCACUCUACCAUCCGCCAAAAAUCCCUCAUCCUCGCGGUCUUCAUCCGGCUUUGCCAAGACCCGCAGGCCCUCGUAGAGAUCUACAUCAACUACGACUGCGACCGUGCCGCCCCCGAGAACAUCUACGAGAAGCUCAUGAACAUUGUUUCGAAAAUCGGUCAAACGCACUUUGCCCCUCCGAGCAAGGAGGAGCUGAAGCAGGGGGAAGGCAAGUCGGCCAAGGAGGGGAUGGGAGGACCCAACAUUCCUCCGAGCUUGACCACGGCGGCGAUGGGGGAGAAGGAGCACGCGAGCUACGCGGGCCUCUCGCCCGAGAUCAAGCUCAGGAGACAGAGUCUCGAGUGUCUCGUCAAUGCCCUCAAAUCACUCGCUACUUGGGCAACGGCCAAUUCCGGCUCGGCAGCCACGGGAACCAAAGGCGACGCAGACCCGCGCGCGUCGGAGGAUACGGCUCGACCUCUCGCACAUCGGAACGGUACCGCUGCGUCUGACAACUUUGAUCUUGCCGCUCCGUCGCCGAUUUGGCCAGGCGCCAAUUCGGGCUCGGCUACCCCCGGCGGACCUGGCGCGUCGAGUACUGGCGUCAACACGCCUGAUCCGGAUGACGAUGUUGCGCGGCUGGAAGGGCAGAAGCAGCGCAAGACGACGCUCCAGGAGGGUAUCAAGAAGUUCAACUUCAAGCCCAAGCGGGGUAUUGAGUUCUUGGUGGAGAAUGGCUUUAUCCGGAGCAAGGCGCCGACGGAUAUUGCGCGCUUUCUGCUCCAGAAUGAGGGGUUGAGUAAGGCCAUGAUCGGAGAGUACCUCGGCGAGGGUGAUGCCGACAACGUCGCCACCAUGCACGCCUUUGUCGAUAUGCUCGAGUUCGCCGACAUGCACUUUACCGAGGCGCUUCGGAUGUACCUCCAGACUUUCCGUCUACCGGGAGAGGCGCAAAAGAUCGACCGGUUCAUGCUCAAGUACGCCGAGCGGUACAUGGAGGGUAACCCGGACGGGACGUUUGCCAAUGCCGACACGGCCUAUAUUCUCGCCUUUUCGGUCAUCAUGCUAAACACGGAUGCGCACAACAAGAAUCUAAAACAAAAGCGGAUGACCAAGGUGGAGUUUGUCAAAAACAACCGGGGAAUCAACGACGGCAAGGACUUGCCAGAGGAGCUGUUGGGGGAGAUCUAUGACGAGAUCCAGGCGAACGAGAUCAAGAUGAAGGACGAGAUCCAGGAGCCGGGAACGACGCCCGCGGGCGGUAUCUCUGGAUCACUCGCUACGGUCGGUCGGGACCUCCAGCGGGAGGCGUACGUCGCUCAAUCGGAGAACAUGUCGACCAAGACGGAAGCCCUUCUCAAGGCCAUGGUCCGCCAACAACGCCGAGGCGUCACUCGGCCGACCGACCACUUUUACUCGGCGUCCCGGCUCGAACACGUUCGCUUCAUGUUUGAAGUCGCGUGGAUGCCGUUCCUCGCGGGUAUCUCAGGUCCCCUGCAGGAGACGGAUGAUAUGGUCGUUGUCGAGCAGUGCCUAGAGGGUCUGCGUGCAGCGAUCAAGAUUGUCUGUCUGUUUGACAUGGACCUCGAGCGGAAUGCGUUUGUCUCGACCCUCGCCAAGUUCACGUACCUCAACAAUCUGGCGGAGAUGCGUCCGAAGAAUAUGGAGGCGAUCAAGAGUUUGCUGGAGAUUGCGAUUGGGCCGGAUGGGAGUAAUCUCAAGGCGAGCUGGAAGGACGUGUUGACGUGUGUCAGCCAGCUGGAGAGGAUGCAGUUGAUCUCGAGCGGGAUGGACGUGCCGGAUCUGAACAGGAGAGAAUCAACAGCAAGCGGGAAAAAGCCGACCAAAAAGCGCCCAGCAGAAGAGAUCGCCGAGGAGUCUCGCUCAAGAGAAGUCACCGUCGCGGCCGAUAUGGUGUUCUCGCAAACAAAGAACCUGUCAGGGUCCGCUAUCGUCGACUUUGUUCGUGCGCUUAGCGAAGUCUCAUGGGAAGAGAUCCAGUCAUCCGGCGCCUCUGCUCGACCGAGGAUGUUCAGUCUGCAAAAGCUCGUCGAGAUUUCUUACUACAACAUGGACCGGAUCAGGCUGGAGUGGAGUGGGAUAUGGCAGAUUCUGGGGGAGCAUUUCAACCAGGUCUGCUGUCACAACAACCCGAAUGUCAGCUUCUUUGCGCUCGACGCGCUCCGCCAACUCGCUAUGAACUUCCUGCAGAAGGAGGAGUUGUCCCACUUCCGUUUCCAGAAGGACUUCCUCCGGCCGUUCGAGUACACCAUCAUCAACAACAAAAACUCGGACGCUCGUGAGAUGGUCCUCCAAUGCCUUCAACAAAUGCUCCAAGCUCGGGUCCAGAACCUUCGAUCCGGCUGGCGAACGAUGUUUAGCGUCUUCUCGGCCGCCUCCAAAGUACUCACCGAGAGUGUCGCCAACUACGCCUUUGAACUCGUCACCCUCGUCUACCGCGAACACUUUACUCUCGUUGUCAAGUACGGCGCGUUCUCGGAUCUCACUACCUGCAUCACGGACUUCUGCCGCGUCAGCAAGUUUCAGAAGAUCAGUCUGCAGGCGAUUGAGAUGGUCCGUGGGCUGGUUGGGAAGAUGCUGGAGUGCGAGGAGUGCCGGCUAGGCGAGGUCGCCGAUGUUGAUGUAGAGGAAGAGGGGCGGGAGCCGAUGAUGAAGUACUGGCUGCCCGUACUGCAUUCGUUCUACGAGAUCAUCAUGACGGGUGAAGACCUUGAGGUGCGGAGACUAGCUCUCGACUGCCUAUUCGAAACCCUCAAGAUCCACGGCCGAAACUUCUCCCCUCCCUUCUGGAACACCAUCAACCAGCAAAUCCUCUUCCCCAUCUUUGCGAUCCUCCGCGCCAAGUCCGACGUCCGCUUCCGGUCUGCCGAGGAGAUGUCGGUAUGGCUGUCGACGACGCUCAUUUCGGCGCUGAGGGAGAUGAUUGAGCUGUACACGGUGUAUUUCUCAGUCAUGCAGCGGUUCCUGGAUGGGCUGUUGGAUAUUCUUAACGACACUCUCGCUCGGAUAGGGACGUCCUGUUUCCAGCAGCUGCUUGAAAGCAAUGUCCGGAAGCUUUCGCCGGAGAAAUGGGAGAGUAUUGUCUCGGCCUUCGUCAUGCUCUUCCGCACGACCACGGCUGGCCAGCUAUUUGACCCGCAGCUCUCGAUCGAGCUCGAGCCGGAUGAGAUGGUCGAGGAGGAUGCCCCAUUCCAAAAGUUCGUUGCCCCCGCCCCACUCGAUCCCGCUUCUGAGAAAGCGCCCGCCCUUCCCCCUACUCUCGCCUUCAAGGAUCAACGCCGAAUCUUCCGACAAAUCAUCGUCAAAUGCGUUCUUCAGCUUCUCCUCAUCGAAACAACGCAUGGCCUGCUGCAGAAUGAUGAUGUGUACAAUACCAUCCCGGCGGAGCAUCUGCUGAGAUUCAUGGGUGUCCUGGACGAUUCGUGGAGGUUUGCGAGAAAGUUCAAUGCGGAUAAGGAUCUGAGGACAAAGUUGUGGAAAGCAGGAUUCAUGAGGCAAUUACCGAACUUGCUCAAGCAGGAAUCGAGCGCCGCCGCUACACUCAUCAAUGUCCUUUUGAGGAUGUACAGGGAUCCGAGGGAUGCGCAUCGCGCGACAAGGACAGGUGUACUAGAUCGGCUUGUCCCACUGAGUACCGAGGUGAUCAAAGAUUUUGUCAAUAUCGACCCGGAAAUGCAACCUCGUAACGUCGCUGCCUGGACGCCUGUUGUCACUGAGGUCUUGCGGGGCUGUAUCGGCCUUGAGGAUGCAGCAUUCGAGCAACACGUGCCAACGUACUAUCCCCUCGUCAUGGAUCUGCUCAGUCGACAGCAGGCACCGGAAAUGAGGCUGGCGAUGAGGGAUUGGCUGGCGAGAGUAGGGGUGGAGAAGGGCUUAAUGAGGCCGGGGAGGUACGAGAGUACAUGA
Molecule: messenger RNA, 5832 nt
Organism: Dioszegia hungarica
Lineage: Eukaryota; Fungi; Basidiomycota; Tremellomycetes; Tremellales; Bulleribasidiaceae
Exons: 17
Coding region: 1-5832 (1943 amino acids)
Biological process (GO): regulation of ARF protein signal transduction
Molecular function (GO): guanyl-nucleotide exchange factor activity
Source: RefSeq, a predicted model, not a curated record